AUGGCUGUCUACUAUAAGUUCAAGAGUGCCAGAGACUAUGACUCGAUCCCUAUCGAGGGGCAGUUCAUCUCGGUUCUCAACCUCAAGGAGAUGAUUUUUGAGUCCAAGCACCUUGGCAGAGGCACUGAUUUCGACCUCAUGAUCUCGAAUGCCCAGACUGAUGAAGAGUAUGCUGAUGAAUCUAUCAUGAUACCAAAGAACACUUCAGUGUUGAUUCGCCGGAUACCAGGACGCCCAAGGAUGCCAAUCGUUACUGAACCAAAAGAGGCAAUAGCUGCAGAAAAUAGGGUAGAAGAAAUCGUGCCUUCUGGCAGCGCUUUUCUUGGUGAUUCAUCUAUGAAAUAUCCUGAAGAAUCUGAGUGGGAUGAUGAGUUCGGCAACUCUUUAUAUGUUUCUGAUUCAGUUCCCUCUCAGCCUGCUAGCCAGGCAAUUGACGCUUCUUCUGAAAAUCAAAUUGACGAAGAUAGUAAGAUAAAAGCCCUUAUUGAUACAGCAGCCGUUGACUAUAGCCAAAUUCCUGACGGCUAUGGAUCCGGAAGAGGUUAUGGCAGAGGAAUGGGUGGGAGAAUGAUGGCUGGGCGCGGUUUUGGACGUGGGAUGGGUCGGCUAGAUAACAGGUCACCUCCUCCUGGCUAUAUUUGUCAUAGAUGUAAAGUACCAGGUCAUUUCAUUCAACAUUGCCCAACAAAUGGUGAUACUAGAUAUGACGUUAGAAGGAUGAAACCUCCAACUGGCAUCCCAAAAUCCAUGUUAAUGGCAACUCCAGAUGGCUCAUAUGCACUGCCAAGUGGGGCUGGUGCUGUUUUGAAGCCAAAUGAAGCUGCUUUUGAGAGGGAGAUAGAGGGCCUACCCACCACCCGAUCUCUCAGUGAUCUCCCGCCAGAGUUGCGUUGCCCGUUGUGUAAAGAAGUAAUGAAGGAUGCCGUUCUAACUAGUAAAUGCUGCUUUAAGAGUUUCUGUGAUAAAUGCAUUAGGGACUACAUAAUUAACAAGUCAAUGUGUGUCUGUGGUGCCACAAGCAUAUUAGCAGACGAUCUUCUCCCCAAUAAAACUCUAAGAGAAACCAUCAGUCGCAUAUUAGAGGCACCACCAACUAGCAGUACAGAAAACGCGGGAAGCAUGGUGCAAAUACAGGACAUGGAGUCGGCUCUACCUGUACCACCCAAGGUUAGGUCUCCUGCUGUUUCUGCUGCUUCAAAAGAAGAACCUAAAGCACUGAUGCCGGUAGAGGAAUCUCCAGACGCUGAGAGCCAGAGCGGAUUGAAAGCUAACAUUGAUGUGAGUUCUUCAGAUAAUAAGGUUACCACAAUUCCAGAUAUCACUGAAGGGACAAUGGACUCUAAGAACAGCAAAAAAGAAAAAACACCAGAAAUGAUUCAUGUCGCAAAAGAGUCACAGGAAAAAUUGCCUGCAGGUGAACAAGCAGUAAAGAAGAAAAAGAAGAAGAAGGUGCGAGCACCAGGGAAUGCCGAGGAGCAAUGGAAUAAUAAUUAUCAAGAUUUUGGACCUGAAAAUUUUGCUGGAAUGCCUUUGGGCCCGCAAGGAGGUUUUAACCCUUACUGGGGAGGAGGGAUGCCAUUGCCAAUAGAUUACAUGGGUGCACCAUUUCCAGGUCCCAUGCCUUAUAUGGGCUAUCCUCCACCAGGUCCAUUUGAUCCUUUUGGUGGGGGAGUUCUUCCACAAGAUCCAUUUAUGCCCCCGGCAUACAUGAUGCCAACAGUUCCUAGGGACCUUUCUGAAUUAGCUGUUAACAGUAUGGGAAUGAACAUGGGGCCACCAGUUGUGAGAAGAGACGAAUUUGAGCCCAGGAAACCAGAUGGAAGGAGACGUGAAAUGGAUCGAUUAAACGGAAGGGAUCGGGAGCGGGAUCGGGAGCGUGAACAUUCCCGCGAGAGGGAAAGGGAGCGGGAGAGGGAGAGGCAGAGGGAGCGAGACCGUGAUGGUGAUCGAGACCGAGACCGAGACCGGGGCAGGGAGUAUCGAAGGGAAGCAAGGGAAUCAUCAGGAGCCGUAAACGAUAGUACAUCGAUGAGACCUAAGGAUGUAUGUCUUUUCCUGUCAAUCUAUUAUCUUGCAAAGUUAUGUACUGUCAGUUCCAUGGUAAACUUGUGGGCGGCGGCGUCAGCAGUGGAGAGGUCAGCACCACCGGACAGGAGGUCGAGGCCCCAGGCGGACAGGUCGGAGCGCGCCCUGCCGCCGCCCCCACACAGCCCCGACCGGCACUCGCGUCGCUCCCCGCACCGCUCCUCCAGCUCCGGCAAGAAGCGCUCCUCGUCGGACCACUACGACGAUCUGCCUCUCCCGCCUCCGCCGCCUCCUGCGUCGCGGCACGAGGCAGAGCACGCGAAGGCGGCGGCUGCUGCAGCAGACCAGCGGUCCAAGGCCAAGGCCAGCGUCUUCUCCCGCAUCAGCUUCCCCGGCGAGGCUAACACGUCCGACCCCAAGCGCAGCCGCAGGUCGUCCUCCGACAAGCGCCCUGCAUCCUCGUCGUCUUCAUCCAAGAGAAGCGUAGCUGCCGCCGCAGCUGCCGAGGAGAGCGACAGUCGUCAUCACCACCAGGAGACGGUCUUGGCGGCGGAGGAGGAGAGGCGGAGAUCCGCGCCUACCGACUACGACGACGAGGAGCAGUCGAGCGAGGAGGAGAAACAUUUCAAGAGGAGGCCGUCGUCCUCCAGGCGGGAGGGGGAGCGCGAGCGGCAGCACGAGGAGCCGCGGCACUCGCGGCGGUCUAGGGAGCGCGGGGACGGCCACCACCACAACCACAGCCACAGCGGUGGCGGCCACAAGCGCCGGUGA
Triticum turgidum subsp. durum (durum wheat) is the source of this 2796-nucleotide messenger RNA. The record is from the annotation of a GenBank genome assembly. Lineage: Eukaryota; Viridiplantae; Streptophyta; Magnoliopsida; Poales; Poaceae.